Molecule: messenger RNA, 605 nt
Organism: Vanrija pseudolonga
Lineage: Eukaryota; Fungi; Basidiomycota; Tremellomycetes; Trichosporonales; Trichosporonaceae
Gene: SPAC227.17c
Exons: 3
Coding region: 1-585 (194 amino acids)
Source: RefSeq, a predicted model, not a curated record
AUGCGCUGGAACAUUUUCGGAUCGGGCGACGCGGGGCCAAGCACAGCCGGGGAGGGGGCUGCGCCGGUGGCAGCGCCGGCGCCGGCGGUGCCAGCAACACCUGCGUCAACGGCACCGACCACAACAGCGGCACCCGCCGACCCCGCGGCCGCCGCAGCUUCUGCCGCCCCAGCCCCGCCGCACCUCCUUAACCGCUACGAGGCGACGCUGGCCCAGGAGGAGGCGUACCAGGGCGCGCAGUACCCGCAGUUUGAGGACGUGCCGGGGUGCAUGCGUUUGUUCGACGAGUUCCUCAUGUGCUACGCCCUCCUGCCCCAACUCCGCAACAUGUACCGCUACGGCGAGCUGCACGACUGCACGUACAAGUUUGAAGACUUCAAGUACUGCAUGAGCCUCAAGGGCGAGGACACGGAAGCGCGGCGGCAGCUGUGGAUCAAGCGCAAGGCCGAGUGGUGGGCCAAGCGGCGCGUCGGCGAGAGCUCGGAGGAUGUGUGGGAGGCUAGGACAGAACCGCUCAAGAACUUCCCCCCUCUGUAUGACGACCCGAGCGAGCCGCCCGUCAACCGCGCUGGCAAUAGAGAGUAGACGCAAAACACUAGACGAGA